Messenger RNA from Vigna radiata var. radiata (mung bean), 738 nucleotides. Its product is annotated as profilin-4. Gene Ontology annotation, cellular component: cell cortex. The transcript has 3 exons. The record is from RefSeq and is a predicted model, not a curated record. Gene Ontology annotation, molecular function: actin monomer binding. The coding region runs from base 33 to 434 and encodes 133 amino acids. NCBI's taxonomy places the organism in Eukaryota, Viridiplantae, Streptophyta, Magnoliopsida, Fabales, Fabaceae.
AAGCAUCACAAAAACAAAAGACAAAGAAGAAAAUGUCUUGGCAGACUUACGUCGAUGAACAUUUGAUGUGUGAUAUUGAUGGCACAGGCCACCAUCUCACUGCAGCUGCCAUCAUCGGUCACGAUGGCUCUGUUUGGGCUCAAAGCACUUCUUUUCCUCAGAUUAAAUCUCAAGAGGUCUCUGAUAUCAUGAAAGAUUUCGACGAACCAGGUCAUCUUGCUCCUACAGGUUUGCACCUUGCUGGAACCAAAUACAUGGUAAUUCAAGGAGAGCCUGGAGCUGUUAUCCGUGGAAAGAAGGGAUCUGGAGGAAUCACCAUAAAGAAAACUGGUCAAGCUUUAGUUUUUGGUAUUUAUGAGGAACCUGUGACUCCAGGACAAUGCAACAUGGUUGUCGAGAGGCUGGGAGAUUAUCUUGUUGAUCAAGGUCUCUAGAUAUACAUCGUCUUUUGGAACAUUUUUAUUUCUCGGAUUCUAUACUUUAUUAUUAUUUUUUUAUAUAUAUUUUGAGUUGUAUCUAUUACAUAUCAACCCUAAAUCGGGAGUUGUUGCCGACAAUAACCAUAUGAGAAUUGAACAAUUGUUUGUUGUUUGAAUUUUUAAUUUUUAAGUUAUGAUUCCCUUCUAUUCCUCUUCUCUCCUGUCUCUUCUAAAUUCUCAAACUUUUUUUUGCGUAUAUUUCAAAUCAUGUUUGUCUUUGAGUAUUAGAGCAUCAAUGAGCAACACAUAAAUAUAAAUU